AUGGUGGCAGCCAGCAGCAUGCAGAAGGCCGGCGUCCUGGCGGGGCUCCUGCCGCUGACUGGCGCCCUGAAGGUCAACUACGGCCCGUCCGAGCAGCUCAACUGCGGCGGUGUGGCGCUGAACUUCGAGGACUUCGUGCAGAAGUACGAGCGCCAGUACUCGCCUGGCUCGGAGGAGUACGCGCAGCGCCAGGCCCUCUUCGAGAGCAGGGUCGACCACAUCACCAGCCACAACUGCGCCGAGGAGCCGUGGAAGGCGCAGGAGGAGCUGCAGAGCCUCCGGGGCUACAAGAAGGCCUACACCGCCUCCGCGGGGCAGGGCGGCGCCCGGGGCCCCGCAGCUCAACGCGGCCCGCCCGGACGACCCGUCCCUGCCCAAGACGUUCUCCUGGGGCCACCUGGACGCCAUCGCCACGCCCACGGACCAGGGCUCGUGCGGCAGCUGCUGGGCCUACGCCUCGACCGCGGCGCUCAACGCGCACGCCGAGAUAAACAACAACACCAACAGGUAUUCCGUCGCUCAGAUCGUCGCCUGCACCCCGAACCCGGAGAAGUGCGGCGGCAGCGGGGGCUGCAAGGGGGCCACGGCCGAGCUCGCCUACGAGUACGCGCUGACGAGCGGCCUCGCGUUGGAGGCCGACUUCCCCGCGAAGCCGCACGGCGCGCAGGCCGCGUGCCCCGCCGCAGCGGCGGCGCCGGCCGCGCUGCAGAGCCGUGGCGUGGCGUCGAAGGCCGUGAUCAUGCCAGACGGGGCCGAGAAGCACGUGCUGCCCGACGAGAUGCGCGGCGGCAGGUCCAUGGGCAUGGUGGGCUGGACCAAGCUGCCCGAGAACAAGGAGCUUCCCAUGGUGCGUGCGCUGGUGGAGUACGGGCCGCUCGCGGUCGCGGUGGCUGCGGGCCACGACUGGAACUGGUAUUACCACGGCAUCCUCACCCCGAAGGGCUGCGACCAGAGGAGCGUCAUCAGCCACGCGGUGGUGCUCUUCGGCUUCGGCACGACCACGACCUCGAAGCACGGGGAGGUGAGGUACUG
Molecule: messenger RNA, 1032 nt
Organism: Prorocentrum cordatum
Lineage: Eukaryota; Dinophyceae; Prorocentrales; Prorocentraceae
Source: the annotation of a GenBank genome assembly